AUGGAGUCGAUCACUAAAGAUAUGGAAGGGAAUGAAAAUGGCCAUGCACAAGGCACCGGUGCAGUAGCUGGAGUCUUCCUGGAGAAGACUAAGCAGAAGAUAACAAUAUAUCAGGCCAUGAAGAAACGUCUACUGAAGCCUGGCACAGCGUUGGCCCUGUUGGAGGCCCAGGCUGCCACUGAGGGAAUCAUAGACCUUAUCAAUAACCGGAAACUUCCAGUAGAAGAAGCUGUCAAGGAAGGAAUAAUUGGACCUGAGUUGAGAGAAAAACUCCUUGUUGCAGAGAGAGCCAUUGAUGGUUACAUAGAUCCUUAUACAAAUGAAAAAAUAUCUGUAUUCCAAGCCAUACAAAAGGAUGUUAUUCCAAAAGAUUAUGGAUCCCGGUUGCUUGAGGCACAGAUAUCCACAAAAGGCCUAUUUGACCCUGUUGAAAAGAAAUAUGUUUCAGUGUACUUAGCGAUUGAGAAGGGACACUAUGAAAAAGGCUUACUCUCUGACCAGAUUGAAGCGCUCAAAGUGUUCUAUGAUCCAAACUCACAAGAAAAUCUCAACUACCCACAUCUGAUAGAGAAAUGCAUGGUGGAUCCUGACACUGGCUUACUGCUGCUCCCAGUUUGCAUCACCUUCAAAGGCCUGCGCAGGGGGGUUUCCUCCACUGAACUCCUGGUGUCAAACAUAAUUGACAAAGAGACCUAUGACGACUUGCAGAAAGGCAAAACAACCACUCAGGAUGUGAUGCUCAUGGAGACUGUGAAAGAGUACCUGGAAGGUAAAGGGGGUAUCUCUGGUGUAGCUAUGCUCUCAUCCAAUCAGAUAAUGAGCAUCUAUCAAGCCAUGAAGCAAGGCAUUCUUAUGCCUGGAACAGCACUAGUUCUUCUUGAGGCACAGGCUGCCACUGGAUUCAUGAUUGACCCUGUUCAAAACAAGAAAUUCAGCGUGGACGAAGCUAUUAAAAACAAAGUUGUGGGCCCUGACUACCAUGCUAAACUGCUCUCGGCUGAGCGGGCAGUCACGGGAUACAAAGACCCUUACACAAGUGAAACAAUAUCCCUGUUUCAGGCACUGUCAAAGGACCUAAUCGUGAAGGAGCAUGGGAUUCGCUUACUGGAAGCUCAAAUCGCCACAGGAGGAAUAAUUGAUCCCAUCAACAGUCACAGACUUCCCGUGGACGUAGCCUACAAGCGAGGUUUCUUUGAUGAAGCCAUGAAUACAAUACUUGCAGACUCAGGAGACGACACCAAAGGAUUCUUUGAUCCAAACACAAAGGAAAAUUUGACGUACCUUCAGCUGAUGGAACGAUGUGUCAUCGACCCAGCCACUGGACUCUGCCUGCUUCCUCUUAUGGAACAGUCAGGUGGUCAGAAUCAUAAUUUCAUCGACUAUCAAACCAAACUUAACUUAAAAGAAGUGAGAGUGAGGGUGACUUGUGGGAAGUACAUGGGAAUGAUUGUAUCCCUUUGGGAAUUGGUGAUGUCAGAGUACUUCAACGAACAUCAGAGGCAAGACAUCAUUCGGCAAUACACGCAGGGACACCUUCCAAUGAAGAUGAUCAUCAGAAAAAUUAUGGAGGUUAUAGAGCAAUCAGUGAAAACAACCAACGUUGUCUUCGAAGGAAUCCGGGAGACUGUCACAGCAAAGCAGCUGGUAGAGGCAGAUAUCAUUAGCGAGAAUGUCCUGGAGGAACUCAACAAGGGGAAGAAGACCGUGAAGGAGGUCACAGAGGAUGAAACUGUUAAAAUGUACUUACAAGGGAAAGACAGCAUUGCAGGUGUUUUGCUUCCUGAUUCUCAGAUCAUGACAAUCUACCAGGCCAGACGAAAGGGAAAGCUGAUGCCAGGAACUGCACUGAUUUUACUGGAAGCUCAAGCAGCAACAGGCUUCAUCAUUGACCCUAUUGCCAAUAGAAAGUUUUCAGUGGAUGAGGCAGUGAAGGCAAACAUAGUGGGGCCUGACCUUCAUGGAAAGCUGCGUUCAGCAGAGAAAGCAGUGACUGGUUACAAAGAUCCAUACACUGGCAAAACCAUCUCUCUGUUCCAAGCCAUGCAGAAAGACCUCAUCUUACAAGACCACGGAAUUCGUCUGCUGGAGGCACAGAUUGCCACUGGAGGAAUCAUUGACCCUCUUAACAGCCAUCGUAUUCCUGUCCAUGUAGCCUACAAGAGGGGAUAUUUCAAUGAGGAAAUGAAUCAGAUUCUUGAUGAUCCAAGUGAUGACACAAAGGGCUUCUUUGACCCCAACACUCAUGAAAACCUCACAUACCUGAAGCUCAUGGCCAGGUGUGUCACUGAUCCAAGCACAGGCCUUUGUCUUCUGCCCCUCAAAGGCAAAAGCAACAGAGUCAACAUACAAGAUCACAUAAAGGAGACUUUCCAAGCUACAAAUGUCACUGUUAAGUAUGGCAGGUUCAGCUGCAAGCAUGUAACACUCUGGGAUCUCAUCAACUCUGAAUAUCUGUGUGAGGACAAAAGGCAGGAGUUAUUAAAACUGUACAAGUCAAAGAUGAUCACAAUCAAGGAAAUCAUUGUAAUUAUCCUGGAAAUCAUUGAAAGCAAGGAGAUAAAGUGGCAAGCUGGUCUGAACUUUGAGGGUCUGAGGGGGAAUGUUUCUGUUGUGGACCUUUUGAGGUUGGAAAUUGUGGACGAAAAGACAUACAAAAGUCUGAUUGAAGGGAAACUGACCAACAAGGAUAUAAUGAAGAUAGACACUGUUAGAACCUAUCUGAGAGGAAACAGCUGUGUAGCCGGGGUGAUACUCCAACCCUCCAGUCAAAAACUGAGCAUCUAUGAGGCCAAGAAAAAGGGCGUCCUGACUCCUGGUACUGCGCUCUCUCUUCUGGAAGCACAAGCUGCCACAGGCUUUAUCAUUGACCCUCUUCAUAACCAGAAACUGACUGUGGACCAGGCUCUGAAAGAGAAGGUAAUUGGCCCAGAACUGUUCGAAAAGCUCUUAUCAGCAGAGAAGGCAGUAACUGGCUACACAGACCCCUACACUGAUAAAAAAAUCUCACUCUUCCAAGCCAUGAAAAAAGAUCUGAUCCUACAGCAGCAUGGCAUUCGUUUACUUGAAGCCCAGAUUGCAACAGGUGGCAUCAUUGACCCAUUGAAGUGUCUUCAUUUGCCCCUUGAAGUUGCUUACAGAGAGGGAUACUUUGAUGCGGAGCUUAAUCAAAUCCUGACAGAUCCCAGUGAUGACACCAAGGGAUUUUUUGACCCAAGGACACAAGCAAACUUGACCUACAUGGAAAUGAUGGAGCAGUGCAUAAAGGACCCAGAGACGGGUCUGCUUCUUCUGCCACUGAUGGACAAAACUAAAACACAGGAUAAAACUGAGAAAAUGUACUCAGACGCUGAGAUAAAGCAGGAGUUUGAAAAGACAACUGUUAGCAUUUCAGUAGGGCGUUAUUCAGGAAAGACAGUCUCUCUUUGGUAUUUGAUUCACUCUGGAUACUUUACUGAUGAUCAGAGACUCCAGUUCCUUGAUAAAUACAGAACAAAGAAGGUAACCAUACAAGUAAUAAUCACUUUGGUCAUUUCCACCAUUACAAAACUGGAGAAGAAUGAAACUCUGAAAACAACAAUAGGUUUGAGAAAGCCAGUCUCUGCAAAACAACUAUUGAAAUCAAGCAUAAUUGAUGCCAGUACCUUCAAGAGUUUGGAGGAAGGAAAUGUAACUCUUGAACAAGUGACCCAACUGGAAUCUGUGAAGCAAUAUCUAAGGGGUACAGGAAGUAUUGCUGGAGUCCGGAUUCUUCCAUCCAAAAAAGUAAUGAGCAUUUAUGAGGCAAGGACGCAAGGUCUGCUAACACCUGGUACUGCACUGAUACUGCUUGAGGCUCAGGCUGCAACAGGGUUUGUCAUCGAUCCAAUCAAGAACAAAUAUCUAUCUGUUGAUGAGGCCGCAAGAGAACAACUAAUUGGACUAGAAAUACAUGAAAAACUACUCUCAGCUGAACGAGCAGUCACUGGAUAUGUAGAUCCAUACACAGAUGCCACAAUAUCUUUAUUUGAAGCCAUGAAAAAAGAUCUGAUCGAGAAAGGCCAUGGGAUACAUCUGCUGGAAGCACAAAUUGCAACAGGGGGAAUAAUUGACCCAGUCAACAGCUACAGGAUACCUGCUCAUGUCGCCAUGAAAAAAGGCUACCUUGAUGAAGAAACAAGUGAAGCAAUGUCUAAUCCAAAUGAUGACACGAAAGGAUUCUUAGACCCCAUAACCAAGGAAAACCUAACAUACCUUCAGCUAAGAGAGAGGUGUGAAAAGGAUUCUCAGACAGGACUUUUACUCCUACCAAUACAUGAAGAAAGGGGAUAUGACUUUCACACCGAUGAACAAACAGAACAGGAAUUCAAAGACAAAACUGUGGUCAUCAAUGCAGGUAAAUUUGAAGACAAAGAAGUGUCACUGUGGGAUGUGUUAAUCUCUGAAUACAUUCCAAAACUAAAGAGAGAGCAGCUCUUGAAACAAUACAAGACAAGAUCAUCGACAAUGAAAGAGAUAAUAGAAAUAGUCAUCAUAAUAAUACAGGAAGUGACAUCAAAACAAAUCAAGUUCAAAGGACUGAGGAAGCAGGUUUCAGCAAGUGAGCUUUAUGAGUCAAAAAUAAUCUCAAAGGAACUGUUUACUCAGAUUAUCCAUGGAGAAGUUACUGAAGAGACUGUUGGCAAAUUGGAAUGUAUUCAAAAGUACCUUGGGGCAACAAAUUGCAUUGCAGGAGUAAGAAUUGAAUCCACCAAAAAGAUCAUGAGCAUCUAUGAGGCCAAAACCAAAGGUUUUCUGACUCCUGGAACCUCUCUGGUUCUGCUGGAGGCUCAGGCUGCCACUGGAUUUGUCAUUGACCCAGUGAAGAACAAGAAGCUCUCUGUAGAAGAGUCAGCCGCUCAAGGUUUAGUUGGGAAUGAGUGGAAGAACAAACUGCUUUCAGCAGAGAGGGCAGUCACUGGAUACAAAGAUCCCUACACAGGAAACACUAUUUCCUUGUUCCAGGCCUUGAAAAAGGAUCUAAUUGUCAAGGACCAUGGAAUUCGCCUUCUUGAGGCACAGAUUGCAACUGGUGGAAUCAUCGAUCCAGUGUACAGUCAUAGAGUGCCAGUAGAGGUGGCGUACCAGAGAGGAUACUUUGAUGAGGAAAUGAACCAGAUCCUCGAUGACCCUGACGAUGACACCAAGGGCUUUUUUGACCCCAACACACAAGAGAACCUCACCUACCUGCAGCUUGUGGAGAGGUGUGUGAGAGACCCAGAUACUGGCCUUAGCUUACUGUCCCUGAAUAAAUGA
Messenger RNA from Coregonus sp. 'balchen', 5271 nucleotides. Lineage: Eukaryota; Metazoa; Chordata; Actinopteri; Salmoniformes; Salmonidae. The record is from the annotation of a GenBank genome assembly.